This is a messenger RNA of Clunio marinus, 794 nucleotides long. Lineage: Eukaryota; Metazoa; Arthropoda; Insecta; Diptera; Chironomidae. The record is from the annotation of a GenBank genome assembly.
GUGAAUAAUUCGAACCUUCAUUGGCCAUGAGCUGAAACUGCUGCAGUAGUUUUUCAUUAUUUUGCUGUGCUUUUUAAGGUUUUGUUUGUUAUUAUUAAAUUGUUCUUGUUUCAACUGAAAGUGCUUUCUUCGAUCUUUUUCUGUACAAUUCAAGAACACUCACUUUGUUGUUUUCAAGAGAGACAAAAAAAAGUGUGAAUAGCAGUCGUGAACUUUAAUAAAUAAGAGAAAAAAGUUGCAUCGUUAUAAAAAAAGAAAGAAAAAAAAAUCUGUUCUGAUUUCCUUGUUAGGAAAGAUUUCAUCAUAAAAAGCUUUAAUCAAAAAAAAAGUAGAAAAAGUGAAGUUGCUACAGGCUAAAAUAAGCUAAACAUCAACUCAAUUUCAUGUUGUUCAUACAAAGAAAAUAAGAAGAAAGAAAAAUUAGUUUGCUGAAGUGUAACAACAACUCAACGAAUUGCGCAUUGGGAGAACAUCAUAUGCUUGCGUUUACAUAACUGCGCGAAAAAUCAUGUAAAAAGGAAGUGAAAAAAUAUAAAAAGAGAAAGAAAGAAAAAAGUUUUUGUAACUACAAAAAGCAAAAGUUAAAAAUUUUCUCUAUAAACGCGACAAAAAUCUCAAAACGUUGACGAAAAUUGAAGGUUUAAAGAGUCUGGUGAGAAUGUUGCGAUCACCAGCACAUAUAAUCGGCCCAACGGCCACAGCACCGACAACAACUUCGGGUCUGUUUGACUCAUGCCAUCGAAAGAUAAGACUGAUAGGUCCUGUCGCAUUUCUCGGUGGUCUCAUGUCGUAAG